AUGUCAGCAACAAGUGCUUUAGAGAAUAAUGAAGAUCUUGAAAACGUGCCACUUGUGCGAAUGGAAGAUGUACAGCCAGAUAGAAGUUCUGAAGUUAUAAACUCACCUCGAAUGCCAUGUGUGAAUGACGUUGAUGAUGGAUGGGUUAUUAAUGAUGAUGAGGACUCAAACAUUGGAAGUAUGGUAUCUAUACAGUCUGAGGAGGUUGUAAAUUGCCAUGAGGAUGUAAGUGACAAUGUUGAAUUAAUUGUACCAGAAGUAGUAGUACCUCCAUUAAAUGGCAUUCAAAUAGGCUUAAAACAACCAAAACCGAAAGCGCCUGAAAGUUGGCCAACUUUAGAAAUCCUUCCCGGUGGAGUUAUAAAAAAUGCAGACAGAUAUGAAAAUGAAUUGACUUCAAUGCAACCUACUGUAACAGAUAAAAAUAAGAAUGAAGUUGGGGAAAUGAUGUAUGUAUGUGCAAAAUGUUCAGACAGUUUUGACAACUUAAUUUUGCUGGUAAAACAUGUACGAUGGCAUGAAGAAGAGAGGAAGAAAGAAAAAGACUUAGCCAGAAUGAAAUUGCAAAGCAUAGAAACAUGCAAACGAAAAUUAAUAUCAGAACUGAAAACAAAGUGCAAGGUGCCAAAGAAAUCAUAG
Parnassius mnemosyne (clouded apollo) is the source of this 639-nucleotide messenger RNA. The record is from the annotation of a GenBank genome assembly. NCBI's taxonomy places the organism in Eukaryota, Metazoa, Arthropoda, Insecta, Lepidoptera, Papilionidae.